AUGGCGUAUUCAUCUAUUCCAUCAACGGAAACAAUAGUUGGGCCAAACUGGCUGGAGCUUCCAAGAGACGUGACAGCAAACAUUCUCCAGAGGCUAGGGACGUUUGAAUUACUGACUAGGGCAUGUCAAGUCUGCCCUUUAUGGUGGAAUAUAUGUAAGGAUCCUCACAUGUGGCGAACCAUUAAAAUGACCAUGUUGUUUUCUUCACGCUACCAUCGUAAGAACCAAUUAGUCAAGGUUUGUCGUAAAGCAAUUGAGCGAAGUUGUGGUCAGCUAGAAGACAUUGAUAUUGAGCGUUUUGCGACGGAUGAUCUUCUUGCAUACAUAGCUGACAGCGCUCUCCACCUCCGACACAUGAGGAUUGCAAUGACCUGGGCGCUCUCAAAUAAAGGAUUUAUUGAAUCUUUUGAGAAACUGCCAUAUUUAGAGAGUUUGGACAUUUCAUUUAACAUUAGACUGUCAAAGAAAUCCUUUGAAGUUGUUGGCCGAUGUUGCCCUCUACUAAAAACUUUGAAAUGCAGCAUGACAAAAACGAUCUUGAGCGACGUUGAUUAUGAUGAUUCAUUUGCCAUUGCCAAAACAAUGCCCGGACUACGGCAUCUUAAAAUUUCAGGACAAAUGCCUAUCAGUGAAGGAUUGUCUGCCAUUCUAGAUGGAUGUCCACUACUUGAGUCUCUUGACUUGAAAGAUUGUUAUUAUUUCCGCUUUGAAUAUACGGAAAACUUGGAGAAAAUGUGCCGUGAAAAAAUUAAAGAUUUUCAACCUCCAGAAAACUGCUACUCUUCUGACCAUGAUUCCGAUUAG
Molecule: messenger RNA, 804 nt
Organism: Vicia villosa (hairy vetch)
Lineage: Eukaryota; Viridiplantae; Streptophyta; Magnoliopsida; Fabales; Fabaceae
Product: putative F-box/LRR-repeat protein 23
Exons: 2
Coding region: 1-804 (267 amino acids)
Molecular function (GO): protein binding
Source: RefSeq, a predicted model, not a curated record